Messenger RNA from Corticium candelabrum, 416 nucleotides. RefSeq names its product glucosamine-6-phosphate deaminase-like. The transcript is spliced from 5 exons. The record is from RefSeq and is a predicted model, not a curated record. The coding region runs from base 1 to 342 and encodes 113 amino acids. Lineage: Eukaryota; Metazoa; Porifera; Homoscleromorpha; Homosclerophorida; Plakinidae.
AUGUUAGUGUUGACAGAGAAUAGCCAUAUUGCAUUCAACGAUCCUCCAGCUGAUUUUGAGACUACCGAACCUUAUAUUGUAGUGAAUCUGGACGAAGCAUGCAGGAAACAGCAGCUUGGUGAGGGAUGGUUCAAGAGUCUGGACGAAGUCCCACAACAGGCAAUUUCAAUGAGUGUCCAGCAAAUUAUGAAAUCAAAAGCACUUGUAGUCACAGUUCCAGACAAGCGUAAAGCAGCAGCAGUGCAGACGAGUAUUGAAGGUCCAUUGCAGCCAUCAGUACCUGCUAGCAUUCUCCAACGUCAUAACAACUGUGUUGUAUUCUUAGACAAACAGUCUGCAUAGACAGCAGCCCAUGUCAUUAAAAUUGUCUUUUACUGUUUGUUAGAUUUGUGGUAAACUAACCCUAAAGCUGGACU